AUGGAACCGGGAAUGGCCGAGUUCUUUCGGCAAUUCGCCUCUCAGAUGGCACUGGGGUUAGUGCAUACGUCCCAGAGGUCCGUUGGGUACGAGGACGGCAAGAACAUGAGGAAUUUCCUUGACCUUGUGGAGUUAGAUUUCAUUGAACGAGGGCUGGAAGAGCGGCAGUGGGGAGAAGAACUCAAAAGAUAUCUGACGGGCGACGCCUUGGGUUACUGGUUGUAUCUGUGUCGCACGGGAGUACCCCUGACUGAUUGGGAGCAACUGAGACAGCGAUUCUGUGCGCAAUUCUGUAACAUGACAAAGGAACGGAUGAAAGUCAUGAUAGCGGAGAAUGUAUGGCGGGGUGAUCACCACGCAUACUCUGCGCGUUUUGCGACUAUCGUGGCCCAAGGGGUAUCCAUAGCACCAGACCUGUUGGUGGGUUACUAUUUGGCCAACCUGCCGGUAGAAAUAUACCGAGAGAUAACUCAAGGGGGAACAAGGAAAUUCGCGGACUGGCAGGAAGCAGCCGCAGCACUGGCUACCACGGCGGCACCGUGGAGGGAUUCAUGA
Eimeria tenella is the source of this 555-nucleotide messenger RNA. RefSeq lists its product as uncharacterized. The record is from RefSeq and is a predicted model, not a curated record. The coding region runs from base 1 to 555 and encodes 184 amino acids. The transcript has a single exon. Lineage: Eukaryota; Apicomplexa; Conoidasida; Eucoccidiorida; Eimeriidae.